Caenorhabditis angaria is the source of this 429-nucleotide messenger RNA. The record is from the annotation of a GenBank genome assembly. Lineage: Eukaryota; Metazoa; Nematoda; Chromadorea; Rhabditida; Rhabditidae.
AUGACUGUUACCAAAGUUGUAAGUUUUUUUUAUUGAAAAAUAAAUAUCAUUUUUUUUUGAAAUUUGCAGCACGACCAACUUGAAAAAAUCCGCAAACUUUCGGAAGAAUUUUUGAAGGAAAUCAACCAGAAAACUGGUAAACUUUCCGAACAAGAUUAUAACAAAAAGAUCGAAAACUUUGAGAAAAAAGCAAAAGAACUCAAUCAAGUUUUGGAAACCGUUCAAAAAAAUUGGCAUGAAAAUGAUAAGAGAAAGAAGAUUUAUGAGGACUUCCACAAAAGUAUCAAGAAUUUGACAACUCAAUUUGAGAAAUUGAAGAACGAGAAAAAACAACGAGGAUUUGAGGAUUGUCCAACAACUUUGGAUUUCAUUCAUAAAUUCACUCAAAAUCGUGCCAAUUUCAAUUUGGAAGCUAUUGAAAUUGCCUAA